AUGGAAAAAUCACGGUCUGGCCCCAGCGGCCUCAGGUCGACGUACCAACCAUCGGCCCAGGCGCUGGCGCCUCUUGCUCCUGGCUGGUCUGAACAUAAAGCGCCGACCGGCCACACAUACUACUACAACGCAGAGACUAAAGUAUCGACAUACACCCGCCCCGGCGCGCCGCAGGUCGCUGCCCCCCAGACGACGCCGAACGCACCCUAUGGAAGCAUUCCAAAUCUCUCCGACCCGAAAGUCGCCAACGCAUACCUGGCACAGCUCAACCCGUCGCAAAGAGGAGGAUCAUAUGGCGGUCGGGGUGGAGGUCGCGGAGGAGGUAGAGGUGGUCAUGAAGGACGGCCCAAGCCACAGCCCACCGACAAGCCACGGAGGAAAGAGGCGAUUCCUGGCUGUGAGCCGUGGAUCCUCGUCUAUACCAAGUACUCGAGGCGAUUCGUGUACAACCCGGUGAAGAAUGCGAGUUAUUGGCGUAUACCCGAGAAGCUGAUGCCUGGCAUUCUGGAGCUCGACAAAGCUAGGAUACGCGGCAAGGCUGAGGGAACCCAGGCCAAGGAGGAGUCUGCGGAGACUGAAAAGGCUGGGGAGGCUGCUGACACUGCGCCUCAACAGCAAGAGGGAGCCGAGGAUAGCUCCGAGUACGAGGAAGUCGAAGUUACGGAUGACGAGGGAGGUGAAGAAGAGGCGGAUGGGGAGCACCCGACCAAGCGACAGCGAACAGAGGAACCGGGGGAUGAAGAGCCGGUGGAAUUCACCGAGGCGGAUAUCAUGGCACAGCUACAAGCCAUGGGCGAAGACUACGGCCUGGAGCCUGGGGACUACGAUGACGGAAACAUGGAGGACUGGCCCGAAGGCGCAGAGGGCUUGGACUUUUCCGAAGAGGAUGCCAAGCUUCUGUUUAGAGAUUUGCUGGAUGAUUUCAACAUCAACCCAUUUAGCCCCUGGGAAAAAUUGAUGGAGGAAGGGAAAAUCAUCGAGGAUCCUCGGUAUACGGCCCUCAAUACCACCAAGGCGCGAAGGGAAUGCUGGGACGAGUGGUCGCGUGAGAAGAUCAACCGGCAAAAGGAGCUGCGGGCGCGCCAGGAGAAGAAGGACCCUCGUGUCGCAUACAUGGCCUUCCUCCAAGAAAAGGCCACACCGAAGCUUUACUGGCCUGAAUUCAAACGGAAAUACAAAAAAGAGGCCCCCAUGAAGGAUAUGAACCUUUCCGACAAGGACCGGGAGAAGGCAUACCGAGAUCACAUUAACCGGCUGAAGCAACCUCAGGCGACCCGGAAAGCGGACUUGAGUGCCCUUCUCAAAGCCCAGCCCAUCCACGUGCUCAACAAUAAGUCCUUCCCAGUCCUACCAACGCAAAUCUUGGUUGAUGCACGGUAUGCUGCCUUGGAACCGGCGGUGCGGGACCCGCUUAUUGAAGCAUAUGUCCAGACCCUUGGUCCACCUCCAGAUGAGGAUGCGGACGAUGCGCAGGCGGCGUUGGAGGCUAAAGAGAAACGAGAAAGACGGGAGAAGGCGUUACGAGACCGAGAUAGGGCUGCGGAUGACGCAAGGCGGCAGAGGGAGAGAGACGUGGCGAGGGCCAAGGCAAAUCUGCGAGAAGAAGAGCGAGAGGUUGAGAUGGCAAUGCGGGUUGGUAGAGAUGGGUUGAAGAGCCAGCUCGUUGACAAGUCGGACGCAUGA
This is a messenger RNA of Clonostachys byssicola, 1683 nucleotides long. Lineage: Eukaryota; Fungi; Ascomycota; Sordariomycetes; Hypocreales; Bionectriaceae. The record is from the annotation of a GenBank genome assembly.